Eucalyptus grandis is the source of this 1565-nucleotide messenger RNA. RefSeq names its product rac-like GTP-binding protein 5. Gene Ontology annotation, biological process: regulation of actin cytoskeleton organization; establishment or maintenance of cell polarity; regulation of cell shape. The transcript has 7 exons. The record is from RefSeq and is a predicted model, not a curated record. Gene Ontology annotation, cellular component: nucleus; cytoplasmic vesicle; cytoskeleton. Bases 488 to 1084 code for a protein of 198 amino acids. NCBI's taxonomy places the organism in Eukaryota, Viridiplantae, Streptophyta, Magnoliopsida, Myrtales, Myrtaceae. Gene Ontology annotation, molecular function: protein kinase binding; GTP binding; GTPase activity.
CCACCCCCCUCGUCGAGGUGAUUCAUACCAAGAGGAGCUUUGCGGGUCCAAGAAAGUUCUCACCUUUUUCCCCUCUCGAGAAAAUAGGGGCAGAGGCGAUUCCGGGCCCGUCGCUAGUCAAGUGAAAACUCCGCUUACGUUGCUGCCGAGCUCCGCUUUUUAUAAAAUCCUUUAAUCGCAAGCUGGCAAGAGUUGUCUCUCUCAUUCCAGCCCCUCCUCCGUAAAGAAAAUCAAGAAAGAAAAUCCCUCUCUCUCCUACCCCCUCUCUCUCUCUAGUUCGCUCUCUCUCUCUCUCUCUCUCUUGUGGGUAGUCAGAGUACGUUUCCCUGCCCCGGACGACUUGCUUUUCGCUGCCUUUCCCUGGUUUCAAUGCGCCCCAUUUCGCGGCCGCAGAGUUUCGCCGUCUCCGUUCAAGACUAGCCGGUGAAGAGGGGCAGACGUUUCCGAAGUUCUUUGGGGGGGGCAAGAGGAGGAGGAGGAGGAGGAUAUGAGCGCGUCGAGGUUCAUCAAGUGCGUCACCGUCGGCGACGGGGCCGUCGGCAAGACUUGCAUGCUCAUCUCCUACACUAGCAACACCUUCCCCACGGACUAUGUACCAACUGUGUUCGACAAUUUCAGUGCAAAUGUCGUUGUGGAUGGAAGCACUGUUAACCUGGGUUUGUGGGAUACAGCUGGACAGGAAGACUAUAAUAGACUAAGACCUCUUAGCUACCGUGGGGCUGAUGUUUUCCUGCUCGCUUUCUCUCUCAUUAGCAAGGCCAGCUAUGAAAAUGUUGCCAAAAAGUGGAUUCCUGAGUUGCGGCACUAUGCUCCUGGCAUUCCAAUUAUUCUUGUUGGUACAAAACUCGAUCUUCGAGAUGACAAGCAGUUCUUCUUAGACCAUCCUGGUGCAGUUCCAAUUACCACAGCGCAGGGAGAGGAACUAAAGAAGCUUAUUGGAGCUGCUGCUUAUAUCGAGUGUAGUUCAAAGACUCAACAGAACGUGAAAGCUGUCUUCGAUGCUGCCAUUAAGGUGGUUCUCCAACCGCCGAAGCAGAGGAAGAAGAAGAAGAGAAAGUCUCAGAAGGCAUGUUCUAUACUAUGAUCUCGAAGAAAAUCAAAAAAAUCGAAGCUGCGAUCCUGAAGAAAUUAGUAGUUUUUCGACCAAAAUUUGAAGAAGCAAGCUGGCUUCACUUAGGAAUCUCUACUGACAACCGGAUACAGAGAUAUGUCUGUCAUAGGUGCUGAACUUGUUUGUCUAAUGGUUGUUAGUUUACGAUGCGGACUGUAUAUUAGUUUGGUUACAUGUUCUGUAACCCACACACGUUUGGCUCGUGUUCGACAUGUUAGCAGAUUACUGUUUCCCAGAUUGUUAAGGCAUGGUCAUAUAUGUGUUUAUGUAAUUCGAUCUCCUACUGCACUAGACAACUAUCUUGAAGCUUGACGUGUUGUGUAAUCUACUCUACCCAGAUUGCAAAGACCUGAUGAUCAACUUGUUCCUGUCUUGUAUUUUUCUUCAGGUGGCUCAAAUGUGUUCCCUGUCAUUGCCCCUGGCCAUGUAUGCAAGACUAGCCCUCUUCAUGUCA